AUGACGACAGCUUCCCCGAAGGAAUUUGGAAAAGCCUGGUGGGCCGAGGUUUUAAACAGAAUAAUUGGUGCUGUUGUGUUUUUGGACGACAAUACCGCUGAAUGUCUUCAUUGGGAUGGAGGAUUAUUUAAUCUUCUCACCGGAGGAGCAGUCGCUGUUAAAAGUUUAUCACCUUUUGAGUUUUCGUGUAAAGAACAUAAAAAGGCAGUGUUUAUAACUCAAACAACUUCAACUCAGUUGCAAACAAUUCGUGAAAUAAUAAAGAGCAGCGAAUUUUCACAUUGUAUUCUUAUUUCAUGUAUAAGCUUGGAUUUAGUUUACUUAGAGCUCAAUGAUGGGAAAGAUGUCAGUGAUGUUGUCGCAGCUGGUAAGGCAUCAAGCGAAGCUACAAAGCAACUGGAAGGAAUGCUUGUUGAAUGGAUAGGAAAGAAGCAAUGUGCUACUGAGGUAGUUCAUAUACCAAUAUUCACAAUAUCCCCAACUAAUAUUGUGUUUCUAACACCCCCAUAUCAAGAAAUGUACCCAACAUUUAAUGGGAAGUUAAUCCCUGAAUUAAAUUCUAUUGACUUAUAUACUCUGACCAGUAAGGAACGAUCUCAAGUACGAAGACUUGCCAGUAGUUUAAACAGUAUGUUUGAUUCCAUGAAUUUUAAAGAAGAUAUAUUCUAUAUGGGUGCAUACAGUUCUUUGAUUGCUGGGGUACUAGAAAAUUCUCCAGUAUGUUUGGCACGAAGAAAGAAUUGUUCAAAUCCUGUGUCUUUGAUAAUAGUGGACCGCACAUUAGACCUUUGUGGUGUUACAAGUCAUUCCAUGGAGUCAGUAUUAGACAAAGUAAUGUAUGUGCUACCAAGAUUCCCUGGACAUUCAAAUGAUGUUGCAGUAGAUAUGUCACCACUGUGUGAGGCUAAUAUCAUAUCACAUCCUGAUGACAUCCAAUUGAGUCCGGGAUGUAUUUACCAUGCUAAUGAUGAAGCUUGUAUACAAACAUUUGAUUACAUGGUUAAUAAAUCUCAAAAGGAAGUGAUGUUUGACCUGUAUAAUAAGCUCUCUAAGAUUGAUGUGCAAAAGUCACCAGGACCUAAAACUUUACUUAAAGUCACACCACACAGUUUAGAGAAAAUUGUUAAUGCUUCUAAAGGAAACUAUGACAUAAUAAGCAACCACUUAGGAGUUCUACAGCAAGCUUUAGGUGUAGUACAAACUUUGAAGUCUUCAAAGCGUAAUGAAAUGGAGCUUUUAAUGAAUUUAGAAAGGCAAGUACACCAGAGUCUUUCUGCAAGCAGGGAUUCCACUAGUGUUUUGCAUCAGAUAUGUCAACUUAUUAAGACACGCAAAGAGAGGAGUCUCUCACUUGAAAGUCUAUUAGCAUUGACUACGCAUGUGUACUCCCUGAUCGGGACCGAGGUAUUAUUUAAGAAGCAACAUGAAGACAAUCUUGCCGAGACACUAGGUGUUGCCAUAUUUGAAGAUCAUAAAACUUUCUUUCGCCACUUGGACAACUUAAGUAUUGCAACGCCUGAGGAAUGUGCUGAAAUAGCAAACAGAAUAAUGGCAAGAUUGAAAGAUGUUUCGCAGAUGAGAAAGAUUUUACAUAGGUACACGUCGGUGCUCUGCCCUUGCGUAGCUGGCGGCGGCCACGAGUAUCGGGGAGUGUUGGCGCAGCUCAUUGACGACGUCGUGGACUCGGACCGGCCCGAGCUGCAGGACCUGCGUCACAGGAACGAGGGCCUGAAGGACCUACUGCGCAGCGGCUUCAGCAUGCUCACGAGCAAGAAACCGCGCAGCACGAAGCAUCCACUGGACAAUCCGACGGUUGUACUCUUCGUGGUGGGUGGCGUGACCGCUGAGGAGUGCAAGCAGCUGCAUCGGAGUGUCAUCACCAGCGGCAUUGACAACACCCUCCUGAUCGGCUCCACAAAGUUCGUUAACCCCGCCGAGGCGAUGCGAGACGCUUUGGCCUUA
Messenger RNA from Iphiclides podalirius (scarce swallowtail), 1962 nucleotides. The record is from the annotation of a GenBank genome assembly. Lineage: Eukaryota; Metazoa; Arthropoda; Insecta; Lepidoptera; Papilionidae.